This is a messenger RNA of Condylostylus longicornis, 1507 nucleotides long. RefSeq names its product probable serine/threonine-protein kinase dyrk1. The coding region runs from base 179 to 1177 and encodes 332 amino acids. Gene Ontology annotation, molecular function: prothoracicotrophic hormone activity. The record is from RefSeq and is a predicted model, not a curated record. Lineage: Eukaryota; Metazoa; Arthropoda; Insecta; Diptera; Dolichopodidae. The transcript is spliced from 4 exons.
GAUAAGUUUAAUUACUGUACAUUACAAAAUUUUAUUCAAUGGGAAUAGAAAAUGUUGUUAAAAUUCGAUUAAUUUAUUCAAUUCAUCGAAUUCAAUUUACCUGUGAACCCGUUGAAAAUCCUAUUCUAUCCGUACUCUACUCACUAAAAGCUCAAUAAUAAAAACUAUUUUAACAAAAAUGCAAUUAAUAACAGUUUUUUCAUGGAUUAUUGGAGUAAUAGUAAUGAAAUCAACUACAAUUGUUGUAUGUAAAAUGAAACAGGAGCAACAACAAAAACAGCAGCAUAAAUUUUUAGUACAAAGUGACAAUCGAAUUUUAUCAUCAGGUUUUCCAGAAUUCUUAUUAGAAUUUCAAAGAAAUUCCAUUAACAAAAAUAAUAACUACAACAAUAAGGAUCAGAAUAUCGGGGGAUAUAUUAGUAAUAGUGAAAAAAUUAAUGGUUUAAAUAAUAAUGUUAAUAAAAUAAAUAUUGAAGAUAAUUAUAAAAAAAAUGGUGAUACUAAAGUAAUAAUUGAUGAUCCGGGCAAGAAUCAUAAAUUUAAAUUUAUUGAUAAUAAUUUUGAUAAUGUUAAUGUUGAAGGUGAUAUUGACAAUUAUGACAAUAGGAUCAGUAUUGAUACCAUGAGAACAUCGUAUAAUGGAAAUAAUCAUAAUAAAAAUCAUUUUAAUAAUUUAAAUGACAAUAUCAGCAUAUGUAAAAAUACAUUAAAGCAAGCAUUAGCUGAUUAUGAUGAUUUGGAACAAAUUUUUAAGAAAUCUGAUUUACAAAACAGUAAUUUUGAUUUAGAAGAGCUAAUGAAUACAUCUGAAAUAACGCAGAUUAAUGAAAAACGAGGGAAUGUUGCAAAUGGACCUGGCUGUGAUUGCCAAAUCAAAAACGAUUUAAUUGAUCUUGGAUACCCCCAUUAUCCAAGAUAUUUAUUUAAUGCAGUUUGCCAAGAUAGUAUUGGUAAUCCAAGCAUGGGCUCCUCAGAUGAACAUAAAACUCAUUCCAAACGCUGUUGGCGUGGUUCACAAUGCAAGCCUGUUGAAUACAAAGUAAGAGUAUUAACAUAUAGAACAAGGGCUGAUAAUAUGGAAAAAGAUUACACCAUGUCAUUGUUACCAGAUGUGUUAAGGUCUGAUUGGAAAUGGAAAACUGUUACAGUUGCAGCUGGAUGUUUUUGUUCAUAUUAAACAAUAUUCAAAAGCAUGUAUACAAAUGAAUUCAUAUACUCAAAAAUAUAUUGUACAAAAUACUUGUACAACGAUGCUGUAGGACUUAUUAUUUGGAUAUUUUAUAGAAAUUUCAAUUUUUGUAAUUUUUUUUUAAUAUAAAUUAAAAUAUUAUUAAAUUUAUGUGAUUUUAAUGUGAGGGGCUUGUGAAAACCAAAUAAAAAAACAACAUAUUAAAAUAUAUCAAUAGUGUAACCAAAUUCAAUAAAAAUCUUUAAUCAAAAUUUAUAAUGUAAAAUUCAAUACUAUGCAACAACAAUAUGUACAUAUUAUAUUUAUGUAUACUUUUCA